ACAAAGUGGAGUUGAAACAAUUUCCUGGUACCCUGUACAAUGAUCUAAAUUUAAAAGAUAAAGAACUCUUGGAUCAAUUGAAGAAAUACGAAAUUGUUUAUCCUCAAGAUGUUUCACCUAUAGCCAAUGAAUACCCUGAUUUUUAUGGCUUGGUAGGCCGCACAUAGAAUUUCGUUGUGGUUGUCAUUUUUAAUUUUUCUUUACGUCAUGUUGCUUAGAUUUGGUCAUCUAAUUUCUGAAUUUGUUUUGUUGGUAUGAAAAAUAUAUGACAAAAUAGAGAAAAAUCGUUUUUGAUGUUACAGGAUGAAAAAAUUGAGAGAAGUAUAUCUUUCGUGCAUAAUGGAAAAACAGUGGUCCUUGAUCUUGUACCCAACAGGUGUGACUUUUUCUAUUAUAUAUCGUGCAGCAAUGUGGGAGGACUGGCAGUUAUCACUGUGAUAGAGACCAUAAGAUAUGGCCACACCUAUGCAGACAUUGACAGCACUUUUAAUUUUCACCUUAUUCCAUAUUUGCUUCAUAGUUUUCCCUAUAUUGUUUUAAUUUCCAUACAUACUCUGUAAUAUAUUCUGUGAUUUACAUUUUUGGUUUGCACUUUGUCUUUGUCAUAUUCAGAAUAGUUUUGCAUGUAGUGGUAAAUAAAGUAAAUGAGAGAGAUGUAGCACAUGUUUCGUUUUGAUCGCAAGCUUCUGUACGCUUACUGCAUGAAGCCCACCAAUAAACUUAUAACAUCUUCUAGAAUUUACAUUAUUACCAAAUUCUUACUAUAUAUUACCAAUGUGUACUAAGUUGAAAACAUUUCCAAAUAUUUUCCAGGAACUUGGUCUCACAUCGAUAUAAGGAGAGAUAUUACCUUCCUGAUGGAAACACUGUAUUGAGAAAGGUUUGACCAACAAUUAUUAUAGUUUACUCUGCAUAUACAUGUUCUACAGGGUGUAUAAAACUGAAACUGAACAGAUUUGAAAUUGCUCUCAAUUUCGCAAAACAGCUAUUAUAUAGUAUCCAGUUUUUGACAUAUAUGGCUUCUUUGGGUACUUAUAAUGUAGAAUAAUGAAAAACAUUUCUCGAACUCAAAUUUUGUAAACCAGGGGGUGUGUCUUUUCCGACAAACUAAAAAUGGCUUGCGCACGAGAUUUAAAAGCUAUAAUCGUAUUUUGAGUUAAUGGAUGAAAAAUGUCUUUGGUGUUUAAUUGCUGCACGAAAUUUCAGACAAUUUGCUUCAGUUUAAGCCCUUCAACUAUUCACGCAAACUUACAUUUUUCCUUCAAAAACUCAUUAAUAAUUCAUGAGGAAAACACAAAGAAAAAUCAUAAGCGUGUCGUAUCUUUAUAUGUUGAUAAAGAUUUCCCUUCAUUUACAUAAACUUUAACUUUGAUUUUCUCAGCUAAUACAAAGUUAUUUUGGAAAAUUAUUUUGCCAAUGCAGUGAUCUAACUGAGACGUUUUUGAAGCUGUUUAAUAAACUCGUAGUUCGUGUUUUAUCACAUAUAAAACACUCCGCUCGCGUCGUGUUUUAUAUUGUGAUAAAACACUCCUACUCGUUUAUUAAACAUUACUAAAAAAAUCAGCUAUUUGCAUGCUUAAUUAAUGCAUUCGCCCAAUUUGCAUAUGUAGCAAUAUGCAAAUUAGGUAAAGGCAUUAAUUAAGCAUGCGAAAGGCUGAUUUUUUAGGAACAAAUGGAUAGUUAAAGGGCUUAAACUAAAGCAAAUUAUCUGAAAUUUUGUACAGUAAUUAAAAACCCAAUAAAUUUUCCAUCCAUUAACUCAAAAUACGAUUAAAGCUUUUAAAUUUCGUGCGCAAGCCAUUUUUAGUUUGUUGGAAAAGACACAUCCCCCUGGUUCACAAAAUUUGAGUUCGAGAAAUUUUUUUCAUUAUUCUACCUUAUAAGUACCCAAAGAAGCUAUAUACAUAAAAAACUAGAUACUAAUGGCUGUUUCGCGAAAUUGAGAGCAAUUUCAAAUCUGUUCAGUUUUUUUUAUACACCCUGUAUAUUAAUGAUACAAUAAUACAACGACUAUCAACAUUUUACUCUGUAUAUAACUGAUGUUAAUUUUAUUUAAUUAUAUAACAGGGGUUUUCAUCAAUAUGUUAUCUCUUAUCUUAGCGAACACACGAUUGCUUUUUUCAUGGUCAUGCACGGAACGAAAAGAAUUCAAAUCUGGCUCUGACUACAUGUGACGGUUUCCAGUAAGUUGACUUUUCUGCUCGAUUUGAUCUUAAACCUCAUGGUCUUACGCUGGAGCCUAGAAGUACAUGUACAGUAAUUUUUUCUUUUUGCAGUGGUUACUUCAGAAUAAAUGACGAGACAUUCUUUAUUCAACCGCUGUUUGACAAAAAUAAGAAGGUAGUGUACUUAUAGUUUGUCACUACAAUAAUAAUUCGCUUCAGCCAUGCAUGGUGAGAACUGUGCUGUGUUUGAUGUUGAAAGAUAGUGAUCAUUUAUAUAAAUUUUAGAGCGUUGCUCACAUCGUCUAUACUCCUAAUGAUAUUAUGGGUGAUGAAUUUAAAUGCGGUAAGGCGUUAUGUUGAAUUAAAACAGUAUUUUACCACCAUACAUAAUAAUACGAUACCAUGCGAUGGUCACAUAAUUUAUUGUACCAUAUACUAUGCCCAUACGCAUACCAUACCAUGCAUAGCUUGCAAUAUCAUGCCAUAUGAUACAGUAUCGUAUCAUACCAUACCAUAGCAUGUUAUGCCAUAACAAACCUUAUCAUUUCAAGUUAUAUUAUACCAAGCCAGCCCAAAUCAUACCAUAUCAUGCAUAUCGUACCAUACAGUACUGUAUAAUACCAUACAAUACCAUGCAAUGCAACAAAAUAGUGAAAUAUAUCAGAAUGCUUAUUGCAGUAAAAUGCUCAUUGCUUACAACAUUUUAAUCACAUUUAUUUUCAGGGAACCAUGAAAGAAAUAACACAGAAACUGAUCACGACUACGACUUCUUGAAUCAAUUUCUUCUAUAUGAACACCAUAGAGUAAGACUGUAUAAAUAACUUCAAAUAUGAAAAGUAUUUCUGUUUUGAAAUGUGUUGUCUAUACAGUAGUUGUAAUCUUGUCACAGAAAUAUGUGAGAGAAUACUCACUAUACUCACAGCAGUUUAGAAUUAGUGGAACUUUUCAACUUUCUGGUAAAGUUGGUGCGAUGGCAAUUUGUGGAGAAACACGUUUGUAUUUUUUCCAGGCUCGUCGCGAUCUCCUCACAGAAACUAAAUUUGUCGAACUGAUCUUGGUAAAUGACUAUGGCCAGGUAACAAUUAACCAGACUCUGACUCUGUUAUUUGUUGGACCGUCAGAUAGGACUUAACCUAACUUGAUUUUCUUUACUACAAUAUCCAUACUAUAUAUAAUAACCACAUCUUAACUAUUAAAGUGAUUCAGUCUAGUUUUCAUUAUCUGUACAAGCCUAUAAUCGAAUCCUACUCAUGAACUGAUCCUAACCCAAAUUGUUUUCCUAACCCAAUUCUAACCCUUAUUCUUACCUUAAUUACAUAUUAAGUAUAUACCAGAUGUAUAACUUCAUCGGACUUUGUUUCCACAAAUUUUCCUAUAAGCUGUACACGUCAUGCACACGUCAUGACAUUUGUUAGGGAGAUGGCAGCGUAACAUGGCGUUGACACGAACAUCUUUUGCAUCAGUCUUUUGCAUUAUUUCGCGGCCUUAUUGGAUUGAACUUUUGAGAUUGAACAAUCAAGAGCAUCUCUGGUGAAUGUUGCAUGAAAUUUACAUUUACAUGAAAUUUACAAUUCAUCUUUACUGGGGUUUUAGCCGUCAUUGAAACUCUGUUGACAACGGCAAAAUACAUAUUUUCAUGUCUCGUAUAGUGCGCUAUAGCAUUUCAGGGCAUGACAUGCAGGUAGUUUUUCUACGGGAGAGGUGAUCAAAAUUGUCGAGAAGCUCGUUGAGAAGGGUAAAGUUCUGUUUUAAACAUUGAGUAUUAAACUCAUACUAAAGUAAUACAAGACAAAAUUUCAUACUGAACAUUUAUUUCAAACAGUUUGUUAGCUGUCGUCCUGACGUCGCCGUCUUACAUGCGUAAAAUCUCUAUUAAGGUGUAUACCAGGCCGGCUGUCAUACUAUCAUUUCGAGCAUUAGUUUGGAUACAAAAAAUUACACGUGUAUAUACCAGCCUAUAUGCAACCUAUCCGUGUCAAAUUUACACAUAUUUUACUUCUGUUAUAUAAGUAUGUGUUUAUUUCACAUAAUAAGAUUCAACUAUACUAUCUUCUUUUCAGUUCGUAAGUUACGGAAGUGAUAUUGCCCAAACGAAACUCAGAGCUAUUAGCAUAGCUAAUGUCGUUGACUCGGUGAGUUAGCCUACUCGGUGAAUUACUAUCUCUUACUAUCUCUAUAUAUUCAUAGAUUUGAUCAUUCCUACCACUAUGUUCCUACAUAUAUUUAACAUUAUAAAUGCACGAGAAUAAAUUCGUAUUUUUAGAUAUACAAAGUGCAUAAUAUCCGUAUUGCUUUGGUGAUGGUUGAAACGUGGACAAAUGGAAAUUUGGUACCAGUGGUCAGCAAUUCCACAACAACACUGGUCAAUUUCAGAAGUUACAAAAACAAUGUUUUGGAUGUUAAUGAAGAAACAAAGAAUCAUGAUAAUGCUCAUUUGCUAACGUAUGUGAUUUUAUGUGAUCGUAUUUAGAAUAAAUCUUCGUGUUAACCGUCAGCGUAAACGUUGACAAACUGUGAUAGUCAAUACACACAUAGCAAGAUUCGAUCCUCCCUCAUAUAUAUACUGGGAAGAUAAACUAACUUUACCGGCUUUUACUUUUAGAUUAAGCAAUUCCACUUACACUCCCUAGAAGUCCAGUAACCACGGAAACCACCCUCUCUCGUUAUUCGAUCUAUCAGUGUUAUAGUAGGCCAUACGAGGAACUGUAGUAGUCCUACCUAGAGAAAACCUGCAAUCAAAUCUUACUCUUCUCACACUCAGUCGCGACUGUUGGAACAUAACAGUCAAACAUACUAUUAUAAAGAUUAGUGCCAAGCAUAACGCACGCAGGAACGCCAGAAAUAUAUAUAAAAUUUUAUUAAUACAUAUUAAACAGUUAGUGGUUAAACUGGUUAACCUUUGAUGCUUGUGAUGUUACUCUGAGUGUAUAUCCGAUAUACACUCAGAGUAACAUCACAAGCAUCAAAGGUUAACCAGUUUAACCACUAACUGUUUAAUAUGCAUUAAUGAAACUUUAUAUAUAUUUCUGGCGUUCCUGCGUGCGUUAUGUUUGGCACUAAUCUUUAUACUAUAUCCACACGGGGCAAGCUUGAAAAAUAUACCUGUCCACGGUGGGAAUCGAACCUACGACCUUUGGAAUACUAGCCCAAUGCUCUGUCAACUGAGCUACGCGGUCAGGUCGGUUCGAGUAAAUGAUAUUUCGGAACAGAAUCUAGUUCCUUCGAUACCAAUGUAAUCUAGUAAUCAUGAUAUUUUCUGUGUUGGUGUAAUGUAAUCAUGAAUAACACCAACACAGAAAAUAUUAUGAUUACUAGAUUACAUUGGUAUCGAAAGAACUAGAUUCUGUUCCGAAAUAUCACAUACUCGAACCGCGACCUGCCCGCGUAGCUCAGUUGGCAGAGCAUUGGGCUGGUAUUCCAAAGCUCGUAGGUUCGAUUUCCACCGUGCAUGGACAGGCAUAUUUUUCAAGCUUGCCCAGUGUGGAUAUACACUCAGAGUAACAUCACAAGCAUCAUAUUCACCAGAGUACAUUAAAGCAACACAGAAAAUAUCCUGGUUAACCUUUUCUCCACUACUAAAUUUAUAAGCAGACUCCUAUAAGGACUAGACAAAGGGACAUCAAUGAAACCACAAACAAUAGUGGUGACAAAUAUUCUGCCUGAAAUAUCCCUCUCCUGGUGUUAACUUAUCUCCAUAAGAAUGUCAUUCUCCACUUCUUCAUGCUGUCAGUUACAACUAUCUAAUGUUAUCGACACUAGCAAACCGGCAUUUAUAAAUACUCUAUAUAAUAGUGGGGAACCAUGUUAUAUGCCUUACUAUAAUCUAUCCAUGCCAGGUUCUUCUUUCUCCUCAUAUAAGAACCAUUUUGUUGGUAAACAAAAAGUCAUGAUUGAUGAGUACCUCUACUAACGUUUCCUACAACGCUUCUGUUCCUCGAAUAAAAGUGGAUUCUCAUCUAAAAACGUAUACAUUUCAUCUGCUAUUAUAGCUGUCAACAACUCCUACACUAAUAAAUAAGAAUUAUGUCUAUAAACAAGUAAUAUAUAUCUAUUAUAAUCUCAGUCAUGUUUUCGCUCGCUACUCUGUUUUUUAUAAAAGAAAAUUAAAGAAUGCAUGGCCCAGUCGAAUUGCAUUCACGACCCAACGUUUGGACACUACAGUCUAUAGUGCAGUGCCUUCAUCAGGCCAGGGGCAGGGACAGACUAGGGUGAUCUGAAGUCACAACGUGCCUGUCUGGGUCAUUUCUUGCCCUGGGACAACAUAUUAUAGGAACGGAAGCAUUGCUUCAUUAACGCGUCGAGAAAACUUUUGUUCCAGGAUAAAGAGUUGUCCAGGACAAAAUGUUGGCCCGAGUUCAUGUGAACAGGGUCUUAUGGCUCUUUUCCACUCAAUGGUGGACUCGCAAGCUCGUUGCGAGCACUUUCAUCCAUGCAAUCACAAUGCUCGACAGUUUAGUUUAGUUCACUUCCGGCAGGCUUGCGAUGGUUUUUUGCGAUGAGUAGAAAAGAGCCCUUACUUUGGAUAACGUUGAAUUAAGGUCAAAAGUCAGGUUAAUUAAGAAAUAAUUGACUACAUAAUAUUUUUUCUACCAAAACAAAGACUGUUAACGUCUGUCUUUAUUACAGAGAAAUGAGGUAUGACCAGAACGUAAUUGGGAAGGCAUAUAUUGGAACAAUCUGUUCUCCAGAUUUGUCUGUUGGUAUUAAUGCGGUGAGUGCAUGGAGUCCGGUUUGCUGAUUUAUACGAGUUAUGCAGACAAACAGUAAUUAAUAAUUUGAAACAUGUUCUCCAACGUUUACUGAAGACAGAUCAAUCAUCUGACGCACCAGGUAGAACAUUGCAAUAACAAUAUACUAGUUACACAGGCCUGUGAUAGACCAUGUCAGCUUGAUUUAUUGCGAGACGAUAUGGUCUGCACACUGCGAGACGGAUCAUCCGUCAAGACGUAUAAGCAAGUUUGUCCCAAAAGAUCAUCCACUUCUCAAAUAAUUUGAAUUGGGCCGCUUUAAAAGUCACUACAUGACUACAACGUUUUUAUUUCUAUCAGGAUUUCAGUUCUAAUUCGGCAUUCACUGGUGGUAUCAUGGCGCAUGAAAUGGGACAUAACUUUGGUCUGCAACAUGAUGAUGGUAAAUAUAAAUGAAUUAAUCCAUAACGCGGUUGUUAAUUCGGUACUACUUUUAGUUUAUGGGUCAAUGUGAAGAGUAGCUUCAAACGACUUUUUAAUUGACAAUGGGUAUAUAAUAAAAAUCGUACAAGCGAACGAAAUAUGAUUUAUACAUAUUAGAAUCCAUUUCCCAAACAAAUGGAUUUUUCUUUAGUAUAAACUUUAACCUUACCUUGACAGUGUUUUUUGACGACAAAGAUCGGUUUAUUUAUAGCAGCCAAGAUAAAAUUCCAAUUUGGCAACUUUGCUCUUAUCAAAGCCAACAUCCAUAUCUACACUUAGUGAAAAAGUUUUUAUCAGUAAACUGAUUUUGUUAACGACAAGCCAGUCUUUCUGAAAAAUCAGUCAUGGGAGGCUUAAAUUAAAAUCGGGAGAUCGGGAGGUAAAUCUAGAAAUCGAAGUGGCCUGGUUGGAAUGUUUGCACCAGAGCUCGUAUUCUUUGUUUGCAAUCACGUGACUUUUCAUCCAAAUGACGGGAAAUCAAACAACUUGUGUACGAUUUUUCUCCUAUCAGAAUGGUUGUAGCAAGAGAAAACUGAACAGUAUUCAUCUUUUGAGUCUCAAACUGUCUCUAAACUCGAUCAAUGCGUUAAAAUAGCCAUUUUUUGUUAUACCUGCCCGUCAACUGAAAUCCCCAAAUGACGUCAUUCAGUCAUUGCAAACAAAGAAUAUACAGUACUUAAUACCCUGGUUCAACGCGUGACAAAAUCAGGGGCCGCGGAACCGGGGGGCAAUGGGGGCAUGUGCCCCCUCCCCCACUUUUUUAGAAGUGAAAAAAGUGCCCUUUUUUCUGGGCUUAAAUGCCCCAUUUAAAGAACGAAAAAAGUAUUUCUUGAAUAAACGCCCUCUUUUUCUGGAAAGAAAAUGCCCUUUUCGCAGUAGUAAAGACUCUGUAAAGGCCAUUUCCGACGUUAUAGUCAUAGAGACUCCAUAUUUUCAAAAAUUUUCGUUCGGCUCGUGAACCGGUCAUAAAAUCGUUUAUAAAAUAACAUGUAUAUAACGCGUAUUCGAUUGGUCGAAACCCGUGUUUGGAUCAGGCCAUCCAAACACGGAAGACUAUCGUGUUGUUGUUAUUUUAUAAAACUAUUACUUUAUGGUUUCCGUGUUUGGAUGGAAUGAUCCAAACACUUGGGAAUGUUGCUCGAGUUAAGAAAAGCGGGCAAAAUCACUCGCCUUCGGCUCGUGUUUUCGCUCGCUUUUCUUAACCCUCGCAACAUUCCCGCGUGUUUGGAUCAGGCCAUCCAAACACGGAAACCAUAAAGUAAUUGUAUAUUGAUUUUGGUCAUAUACAAAAGUGCCCGUUUUGGUCAAUGCCCCUCCACUUUCGAAAUGCUUCCGCGGCCUCUGGACAAAAUGUACUUUCAGCAGCAAUACCAUCAUGUUAAAUAUACUUCUCGUUUUACAAAGGUUGCCUAUCGUGUCCGUCUGGUAAUUGUGUGAUGAACUCCGUUAUAAGGUGACAUAUAUAUUUUACCAUUAUAAUUUAGAAACAUGGUCAUCCGUGGUGGAGAUAUACGUCACGGUUGUUGUUUAUAUUAAUUAUACACUCGUUGGCCUAAGAAAUGGGCAUGAUAUAUUCCUGAAAUCAGUACCAAGAUCGUACACUAAGCCAGACGCUGUAAAAGAUUAAUACAGUUACACACUGCAACUAUAUAUAGCAUUUUUGGCCAUGUAUAUAAUGGCGUGUUAAAUAAUCAUCGCUUUAAAAUAGGUUUGGUCAACAUUUUUUUAUAUAAACAUUGUCGAUGAAUCGAAAGAAAAUUUAUUACCAUCCUGGUGGUACACUCUAACCUGCCGACAACUGAACCGGCCUGAUAUGGAGCUAGUGCAGUCGGAUUCGAAAACGGAUCAAUACACCCUUCCGGAAAUAUGUCACCUUGGCUAUAGAUCCUCGUUUUCGUGUACGUGGACGCAAUCGCGAGAACCAGGCUCUAUAGCCAAAGUAACGUACUUUCCGGAACGUAUGUUUUCUAUAAGCAACUGAACAGCAAAGGAUUUCGGCAUUUCAAAUCAGAGAUUCGAAUCUUGGCCCUUCGUCAGAAGUGUUUGUUUUUGAACAAGAAACAGCAAAGCCGCUGCUUUGUUGUUUCACCACAACAACAGUGUGUUUAUCACCAUAACAACAGAGUGUUUAUCACAUCUUCCUACUAUAAUUUCCCUGACGAAGGACCUGACUCAAAACGUUGAAAUGCCCCAUAUUUCAGGCUGACGAGUGUCAUGCAAUAAAGUCUGCUUCCCAGUCAUGCGUUUUGUAUGACGUGCAUGCAGUAUGUACACACUCAUUCACGGAAAAGUUAAAACCAUUUAUAAUGCAGAUACCCACGAAAUAAUCAAAUGAAAGUUUCCAUACGAUUUAGUGUAUAGUUGUUAAUAUAUACAUCUUAGAAGUGUUUUUUUUCUGUGCGUAUCAACGUAUAUGACUGGAAAGCAAGCUUUUCUCCUAUUUUAACGUUAACAUUUCUAGUUUUCAAAGUAUACGGAGUAACUUAAUUAUUGUAUAAUAUUUUCUAUUUUAGGCCUAUACCACCAGAGGAUUUCUCCCAAUGUAGCAUAAAUGAUCUGGAAACCUUACUUUUAAGAAAUAUUGGACAUUGUCUGUUUAACCAACCAACAAAGGUACGUUGAAAAAUACCGCAUUUAUGAAUACUCUCUUUUUGCUUCCCAGUUUACUUGGAGACAUGGACAGAGGCGGAUCUAGCAUAUAUCCAAGGAGUGGUACAGGUUUUCCAUGGAUUGGUGCAUGAGGGAGCCUUACUGCCCUCUGCAGUCUGCAACGUUACUAUCCCAACAUUACCAUUAUUUGAGAUGGCCGAAUCUGCAUUUUCGCCGUUCUGUUAAGUUUAACAUUAUCUUUUGUUUAUGAAGUCUAUAUCGGCUUUUUAUGACGUACGCGUAGCACAGUUACAGUAUAUUUAGAAAAUAUGGCUGUAGCCUGUAUAACAACCUCGACAUGUUUACAUAUUUAACCAUGAUAUUUAACCGCAAUCGCUAUUCAAAAAGCAGAAAAUGAAUAGCAGAUUUUUUAGCGUGGUGCUGGACUUCUCUAGGGAGGUGCUAGAUUCCACGAGGUGGGGUGCGCAACCUCCUGCACCCCACGGUAGAUCCGCCUUGCUUGGGGAUUAAAGUUGGCUAUUUCUAUAUAUACAGCAAAAAUAUAACAUAUAUUGUAGGCUAAAUAAUUAAAUAAUGAUGGUUUCUACUAAUUUAGUCCGUUAGGGAAAUUUAUAAUGACCAAUAUAAUGGUAACCAUGAAUGUUUCAAUAACUAUAUGAAUUAUUUUUUCUGUGUUGGUGUUGUGUACUCAGGUGAAUAUGAUGUUUGUAAUGUUACUCUGAGUGUGGAUAUACACUUACAGUAACAUUACAAACAACUAUAUGAAUUGUUUCGAUAUGGUAAAUGUGAAUAUUAAAAUUAAAAUUGAAAAAAAAAACUCUCCAAAAUCCACUAAUUGGAAAAUUAGAUUUUUUCCUAUGUUAUGCAGUUGUCUGAUUAUAUAAUUUCGGUGUAUGUUAAAAAUCUUUCCGAUUAUAUUUUUUAGUCUUUUUAGUUUUUCAGGAAUGAUUUUUCUAACAAAAAAUCUCCCCCAUGCACCCCAAUGAAUAUUUGUCUUGUAUUUUUUGUUUUCUUUAUUUUCAUUUUCCAACCGUGAUCAGUUGCGUAAUGGUCCACGCUUGAAUUCUACAAUCAGAAUGCAAUGAAUUGUGUACAUUAAUACUGGAUGUUUCUAGUUCUACUGGAUCUCCAUACAUAGGGAAAACAGAUAAACAGCUUGUGAAUGAGUUCUGUUCUAUUAUUUUAAUUCAGUUGGCAAUACCCGUAGCCUGUGGCAAUGGUUUUCUGGAGGAUGGAGAAGAAUGUGACUGUGGUACACAAGAGGUGACUGAGUGCUGACUUUCAGUAAAAAUAACAUUUUAUCAAAAGCGACACCAUCAGGAAAUUGUAAUGCAUUGUGCUCCGUCCAGAUUCCAGAGCACUGGACCAGGAAAAUCAAAGGUUUUUAGGAAUGCUGCGUAUAGUUAAGUCCUGUGGACGAAAUUACGAAAAUGAAUGUUGUUCAGUUUGGUUGAAAAUAACAGAGAGUAGUUGCUAAAACGAUAAUGAUAAAACCAUAUAAACAACAUAAUUAUGAGCUACCUCAGGGCUAGACGGAUAUAUUAAUGGAGUACUACAAUACUGAUUUGGUAUUUGACAAUAUUUUUCAGGACUGCGAACGAAUUGGCGAUACAUGCUGCAAUUAUACUUUAUGUACGCUGAAUGAAGGAGCACAAUGUGCAGACGGGGCUUGCUGCAGUGACUGUCAGGUAAGGAGUAGUACUGUUAACAAUAAAAUUAUGCCUUUAAAAAAACUUUAUUAACUAUUUUGUGUUUUUCCAUGUAGUUUAUCGCCAGAGGAACAGCUUGCCGUGAUGCUGUAAACUUGUGCGAUGUUCCAGAGUUUUGCAAUGGGACUAGUGAAGUGGUAAGUGUAGAUGCGUUACGAUGGUAUAUUGUCAAAAUUUCAUUUAUUUAAUUUAAAUUUGGUAUACACUACCAGUCCCAUCGGCGUUAGAUUAUUGGAUAUCCGCGGUAUAACCUGCAUGAAAACUUCGCCCGAUAAAUGAUGAGAUAAUGCCGGGUUGUACAGAUGGUGCACAUGUCAUGUAAUUUUUAUAAACAAUUUAACAAAUAGAUAGGAUUUCGCCGAGGCGCGGAGUGGGUAACUUUUUUGUUCUUCCCACAUUAUGAUGUCAUACUGUGUAUCUAUAACUGAACAGACAAUGGCAAAAUCUUAUAUCUAUUUGCAUGUUUCAUAUAUAAUAAAAAGAAAUCCCCCGAAUUAAACAGAUAAAUAGCCUACUUUUUAUCCACGGCAAACAUUUAGAAAUUUGAAAAAGUCGAAAGUUUACAAAUAUCACGCGUACAUGGUCUAUAAUUAUACAAAUAAGGGAAUGCUAUUGGCUACCUUAAGGGCUCUUAAGUUACGUCACGUGUAACGUAAUUCCGUGCGUCUGUCCAAAGAGCUUAACUUCAUAACGUUAUAUAAUUAAUCACAAACUUUAGUGUCCUGCUGAUCUGGUGACAGUGAAUGGCUUAUCCUGUAAUAAUGAUAGGGUGAGAUACAAGCUUACAAUUUUUAUUGUUUGAACCUGCAUGACUACAUGUCAACUACAUGAUUGUUAUUUACUGGAACAAGCAUGCUGAGUUUUCUACAUGCUUUAUAUAACUUCUAAAUUGUCUUCUUUUCUAGGGAUAUUGUCAUGAAGGAGAAUGUAGAACGUAUGAUGAACAAUGUAAUGAAUUGUGGGUUGAAAGUAUGUACCUAGUUUUAAUUUUUAACUAAAGCGCGUAAACCUUAUCAAGUUAAAAAAGAAAUCUUAAAAGAUUUAUUUUUUAACUUGAUAUAAGGUUUAGCUACGUGCUUUAUGAAUUCCGCGUUGAAUAGAGACAAAAUUACUAUUUUGUACAAGAAUAUCUUUACCCUACUGAGUGAUGACAUGAUGCAUCUUUGUAUAAAGACACUGGAACGGAAUUUUAAAAGAAUGAACUACAUUCUGUUUGAUGUUAUUCCUGGUUCUGAACUCACAAUCUUCAAUUUGAAAUGUAUUUUCUGAUAAAGGUGCUUUUAAAGCCGAUGAUCGUUGCUAUGCGACGAUCAACCUACGUAAUGAUGUGCAUGGUUACUGCAAAAGAACAUCAAGAACUACAUAUAUGGCUUGUGCACCAGAGUAAGUGAGGUUGACAUUUCAUCUACAUUUCACCAUUUAUCGUAUAAUAUACAAUUAAUCUAUAUCAAUAUACAACUCAACAAUGGUAACUUAGAAAAUGAACAUUUUUAAUCACAGCCAUCAUCAUCGUCAUCAAGGAUGAUGUUAGGUUACGAAAUAAGGAUAUUAAUUUUGUAUGCGAAGAUGUACAUACGACACAUACAUCAUAUGAAAGGAUGUUAAAUUUCUAAGUGAAGAACAGUUAAUUUUGUAAGUGAAGAUACAUACGUCUUAUGGAAGGAUAUUUAAAAAUGUUCAUUUUCGGAGCUACCACUGUUUUCCAUUUUGUAAUUAAAAUACUCAGUGGUUCCAGACUUCCAGUAAUGUACAUACUACUUAGGUCCUAAUACAAAAUCCGGUUUAAAAUUGUUAAUUUUAGUAAUUUUGUUGUUCAAUUAAUAUACUAUAGAGAAUAAUACAUGGGUGCGCGGAAGUACCAGAUUUAUUUCGAGUGUUGAACAUGAUAUCUCACGAGCUAGUGAAAAUGGAAAUGCCAGAUUUAUUUCUCGUGUUGAACAAUCAAUCUGGUAUUUCCGCGCACCCAUGUAUUCUAUUUAUUUUAUAGUAGCCUAUAUAAUUUGUUAUAUAGUAGUCUCUCUUCAGUAUCUCACUCUCUAUAUUAUAUAGUACAGAGUGAGAUACUGAAAAACACACAGUGAGAUAUUUUCUAUAUCUUCACUACUAGUGAAGAUAUAGAUCACGUGACUUUUUCCAAUUUGAUUUUGAGCGUGAAAUUUCACAAUUUUUUGCUUGGACUAUAUAAUAAACAGAACAUUACUCGGUUGUUUGAAGAUAUGACUGUUAUCUUCUCGUGUUAGAAACAAUAUUUUACUCACUCGCUGCGCUUGUUCGUAAAAUAUUGUUUUUUCCACUCGAACAUAAAAUCCAUAUCUCCUUGCAACCGUCUAAUAUCCUUUAUAUCUUGACGUCGUACGGAUGACUCUAUACUACUCUAAUGUUUUACAGGAAUGUUCAGUGUGGUAAAUUAUGGUGCAUUGGUAAUACCACCACAAUAACACCAAAAAAUUUUGGCUUUGGUUAUCGUGCGACUAAAGGUACUUUAAACAGCGGAGCAAUCACUUGUUGGUAAGUUCCAUAUAAAGAAAAACUAAUGUUCUUCUAUAGCUAGUAUCGCAAAUAAUUGUUUUUUAAAGGCCUUUUUUUCACUUCAACCGUAUCGUAACAUUAUCUUUUAUGUCAGUCAUUAGUUUUACUCCGUUCCGCUCAGGAAACAAAGAAAUACGCUGCACUUUGGUACGAUACGGUUGAAGAGAAAGUCAGAAAUGUUGACUUACGUACAUGAGUAACAAAAUAAUUUUGCCCUCUCAAUUUCCCCAUACGGAUCGACGCUGCCGGUAAAUAACGCGCGGUUUAUUUUCUAGCAUAUGUAAAAUUAAAUUUCAGUGUUGCGAAAUCAAUUGAGAUCAGUGCUAGUGUUUGUAUCAUAACGAGGCUGGCAAAAUUUGAAAAGUUGAAAGAUAAACACGAAUGCCAAAACUCGAGAAAACUGGCAAAAAUGCAUAUGGUUUGAAGUUGAGAUCAGUGCUGUUUGUUUUAUAACGAGGCUGGCAAAAUUUGAAAAGUUGAAAGAUAAACACGAAUGGCAGAAUUCGAGAAAACUGGCAAAAAUGCAUAUGGUUUCAAUAAAAAGGAUAGUACUUAUAAAGUUUGGGAAAAUUAUAAGAAUGGGCGCCAAAGCUUCAGUUGCCCUCACCUGACUUGCAGGACUACAGCAGCCACCAAACCACAGACUUCUACAACCGCUAUACUGCUACUUCUCACUUGCACUUUGUGCAUCUGAUUGGUUAAUCGGAUAGAUUUCACGCAUCUAAUUAUUUAAUGGUCCCUUUAUGGUGGCACGGUAGCAGAAGUCAAAUGAUAGGUUCGUGCAUGUUGCUUUGCCGAUCAAGAACACAUAUACAGGUGAAUGCAUUUGAUUUAAUCAACGCUUUUUCACUAAAAGGACAAUUAAGAUGGUAAGCUUUUCUUUCUGGUCGUUUCACGAUAAUACUAUACUUGCAAAAUGUAAACACCUGAAACAACCUCCCUCCCAGACGUCAUAUUGACGUCUUUUUGGCAGAGAUUGAUGAACAAAAUGUUUGCCGCAAGAAAAAAUUGCGGUUGUGACCUGCGAUUGGAAUUUUUUAGUAAUGACGUUGUUCACCGUUAAGCUCGGCUCGUACUUGGCCCGAAACCGAAGAUCGAGGUACAAUUCUGAGACAACGUUACGGGGAAAUAUUUUCCAGCACGGAACACCCAGCAGAUAAAUAACAUGUAUUUGUUAUAUGGGUAGUGUUUAAACAAAACGUGAUUGUCUGAUUUGUAGUCACGUGGAUAUAGAUAAAUGCAUGUAUCCUGCUGGGCAACAAGUGAAACUAAAUUGUUGAUCGCUCAGAAAACUCGGGAAAAAAGAAAACUAUUUCCCUCGGGGGCAGAUAUUAAGUGCGUAUUAUUUUAUCACUGCUCGAACCGGCUUGACAUCCAUCCAGUGGUGAUUUUCGGAUUACGAAAUAACACAUGAAACUCACAAGCCUUCAUAAUGUAAUAAAGGACUGAUCUAACUACUUCAAAUUUCGACGUUUUGAGUGAAGGUCCUUCAUUCUCUUUAUAUUUUCCAGACAAGUAAAUUAUUAAACCAAAACUGUAUGUGCUCUAAAUUGAUCUCUUAAGGUCUGCACAGAUCUACCAGGCUCCAGGUUUACUAGAACGGGCUACUGUAUUGGAUGGAACAAAAUGUGGGAGUGAAAUGGUUAGUAUGCCUUUAGACAAAUAUAUUGUCUUCUUUCAAAUAUACAUCCAGCACGUACAGUGCAAUGUUAAAUUGUAUUCUGUAUAUUUACGCUAGCAUACGAAGACGAUCUAACAGCUGCCGAAACUAUGGCAAAGGGGGGGGGGGGCAACAUUUUAGGUAGUUUAACUGUUUAGCUAUAGUUAUUAAGCUGCGCCAACGAAUAUCAUUUUUGUAAAUUGGGAUCCAAUGUUCAAAGGUGAAUGGAAAACAUAAUUCUGCAUUUUUAUGCCAGAAUAUACCAAUAAAAGAAUGUCACUAACUCGCUUGCUUCUUGUUUAGGUUUGUCAAAACAACGAAUGUAUGUCACUUUCAGUUGUUUAUGCUGGACAACCAACAUGCGCGAACAACUGUAGCGGGAAUGGGGUAAAUUGAAUUCAUUUCUAUAUUGGUUGGUGAUAAUCGUUGAAACUUUUAGAUAAGUUUCCCAAGAUUAUCUAUUGUGUCCAAAUUAAAGUUAUAGGCUUAUCUUUGCUAUACCUCUUAUUUUUUCCUUCUUGUAUCAUUUCACUCUCUUUCUAAAUAGGUCUGCAAUGAAAACGGCAACUGUCAUUGUAACCCAAGAUGGAAAUGUCCUGAUUGUUUGGAAGUAUACAAUGGUCCAGGAGGAAGCAUUGACAGUGGUCUUAAUUGUGAGGCUGUUACAACAACAGCAGCAACAACAACUGAAGCCUCAACAACAAGUGAAGCCUCAACAACAAGUGAAGCCUCAACAACAACUGAAGCCUCAACGACAACUGAGGCCUCAACAACAACUGAAGCCUCAACAACAACUGAAGCCCCAACAACAACUGAAGCUGAAGCCUCAACAACAACUGAA
Messenger RNA from Paramuricea clavata, 16685 nucleotides. NCBI's taxonomy places the organism in Eukaryota, Metazoa, Cnidaria, Anthozoa, Malacalcyonacea, Plexauridae. The record is from the annotation of a GenBank genome assembly.